AUGUCGACAGCCCCUGACCCCAAGAUCCAAGAUCUGCUCAACAAGCCCAAGGCCGAGCUCACGGAGUACGAAGUCGCUCUGGUCGAGGAACAUGAGCUCACCGCCGGCCCGCUUUCCCUCCUGCAGACCGCCACCCGCACGCACACCCAGGUCCUGAUCUCCUGCCGCAACAACCGCAAGCUACUGGCCCGCGUCAAGGCCUUUGACCGACACUGCAACAUGGUGCUGGAGAAUGUCAAGGAGAUGUGGACUGAGAAGCCCAAGGGCAGUAAGGGGAAGGGUGUGAACAAGGAUCGUUUCGUGAGCAAGAUGUACGUUGCAUCCCCUCCCCCCCCGGACUUGCGAUCUGAUCGAGGCUAA
This is a messenger RNA of Penicillium riverlandense, 360 nucleotides long. RefSeq names its product mRNA splicing protein SMD2. The record is from RefSeq and is a predicted model, not a curated record. Gene Ontology annotation, molecular function: RNA binding. Gene Ontology annotation, cellular component: precatalytic spliceosome; U2 snRNP; U4/U6 x U5 tri-snRNP complex. Gene Ontology annotation, biological process: RNA splicing; spliceosomal snRNP assembly. The transcript is spliced from 3 exons. Lineage: Eukaryota; Fungi; Ascomycota; Eurotiomycetes; Eurotiales; Aspergillaceae. Bases 1 to 360 code for a protein of 119 amino acids.